This is a messenger RNA of Endocarpon pusillum Z07020, 3888 nucleotides long. RefSeq lists its product as uncharacterized. The record is from RefSeq and is a predicted model, not a curated record. Gene Ontology annotation, molecular function: lipid binding. The transcript has a single exon. Lineage: Eukaryota; Fungi; Ascomycota; Eurotiomycetes; Verrucariales; Verrucariaceae. The coding region runs from base 1 to 3888 and encodes 1295 amino acids.
AUGUCGUCCUCUGGCGAACCCAAUCAGGAAGAUGGUCACAAGCAGUAUGGAGGCCCUUAUACCUCUUCACAUCCAGUUCCCACCGUGCAAAAGUACAAGGAGGAACGUGGUGAGCGCGAAAACAAUGUCAAGAAGCGGGAGGAUGCCCAAGCUGAGGAUGGAGAGGAAAUAGAGGAGGGGACUUUGCAUCGAGCAGAGAACGCGGUGAAGAGGAUAUUUGGCCAUGGCCAUGUAGAGAAGGUUCCUGGCGAGCCCUAUCCAUCCGAAAACCGGCACACAACGGCAGAUUCGGAUGAGACACCGCCUGUUCCUGACAAGGAAGCUCAAGAUCAAUCUGAGCCACCUCAGGCUCCAUCGAAGGAUGACGCGGAAAUAUCCCAUCAAGGAGAAAGGGAUCAGAAAGAUGAUGGUCAAUCUCAAACCGCUUCGCAGGCUGCCGCAAGCCAAUCUGAUCCCCGCCAGAAGAGGAAAGCCAUGAAGCACAUGAAAAGGGAUGAUGGAGGUCGAGAAGUAACAGAUCCUGUAACUCACUUACCAAUCGUUAUUCAUGAUUCAACCGGCAAAGAUCUGAAGAAAGCACCAGAAAACGAGCCCUCUGCUGGGUCGGACCAUCGCACCCAGACUGGUCUCACCAAUGCCUCGAAAUCAGAUAAUCAACUGGACGAAGAGACACGUGAAUUGCAGGAAGGUCACAAAGGGAUGAAGAGACUCUUCCCUCCUCCAAACUUUGAUGAGACACAAGCUGAGUUGAUGAAAACGUACCAAUUUGCCAUUUCUGUUAGUAUUGGUUCGGUGGUGGUUUGUGCGACUUUGGUACUACUUGCUGGACAAUUGGUGUGGAUUAAAGGAUUUAAACGCCAAGAAGAUGGUUUUAAUCAGUGGAUACGAAUGUUCAUACCAGUUUCCAUUACAUUUGUUCUGGCUGCGCUGUUUGGCGGCUUUCUCAUCUGGGGCAUCGGAAAUUGGGUCAGCAGAAGAGUGGAAGAGAUCUGGGAGGAUGAAGUAUGGGAUGCUUCUCGCGCGAGCGAGACCCAAGAAAUUGAGGACCAUGACAAGAUGCCAGAAUCAACACAGUGGCUGAAUGCCUUGUUGACAUCAGUAUGGCCGUUAAUUAACCCAGAUCUCUUUACUAGUCUUUCCGAUACACUGGAGGAUGUCAUGCAAGCGUCAUUGCCCAAACUUGUGAGGAUGAUCAGUGUCGAGGAUUUGGGCCAAGGGAGUGAGGCACUGCGAGUUCUAGGUAUACGGUGGCUUCCAACUGGUGCUGCGUCGCGCUCCGUUGACGCCGAGGGCAAUCUGAAGAGCAAGAGUGAUAGCAACGACAGAACCUCACCAGGAGAAGGAGAGAUCCAGCAGGACGUUGAAGGGUCUCCUGCUCAGGAUGGUGAGGGUAAGAGCAAAGAUGCGGAACAAGAAGAUGAGAAUAUUGCUUCUGGUAUGGAAGCUGAGCAAGGAGACUUUGUGAACAUGGAGAUCGCUUUUGCAUACAGAGCUCGAUCUAGUGGGAAAUCGCUCCGAACCAAGUCCAAGAAUGCCCACCUGUAUCUCAAAUUCUAUCUGCCAGGAAGCAUAGCAUUGCCUGUGUGGGUGGAGAUGCGAGGCAUCAUCGGGACAAUGCGUGUCCGGUUGCAGCUCACACCAGACCCUCCGUUCUUUUCUCUUGCUACCAUCACAUUUUUGGGGCAACCAAAAGCUGACUUGUCUUGUGUUCCUCUGAACAAGCAUAGCUUGAACAUCAUGGAUCUGCCAUUGAUCUCGUCUUUCGUACAGUCAUCAAUUGACGCUGCCCUUGCGGAAUACGUGGCACCAAAAAGCUUGACACUUGACCUGAAAGAUAUGCUGGUAGGUGAUGACUUCAAAAAAGACACUUCUGCUCACGGAGUGGUCGUUGUGCGUAUCAUAUCAGCCACUGGUUUCAAAGAAGGAGACGGGAACCUGGGUCCAUUCAAGAAGGGAUCUUCUGACGCCUACGUGACAACUGGUUGGGGAAAGUUUGGCAAGCCUAUUGCGUCAACUCGGAUCAUUAUGGGCGAACAAACACCAACUUGGGACGAAUAUGCGUAUGUUUUGGUUGGUACAGAGGAGCUCAAUGCGCAAGAAAUGCUUCGUGUGCAGUUAUGGGAUUCUGAUCGCAUGUCAGCAGAUGAUGACCUGGGCCGGGUAGAAGUUGAUCUGAAAGACUUGAUGCAGAGUUCGGAUACCAAAGGAAAGAUGUGUGAUCGUGAAGAUCGCUUUAAAGGGCCUGAUGGUGACGAAGAGAUGCCUGGUACACUUUCCUGGAGCAUCGGCUAUUUUUCAAAAGCACACAUCACGGCAGAACAGCUUGCAGCGCAGAGCAAAGAACCUGACAUCAAUAGCAUAGAAGACUUGAAAAAGAAGGUUAGCCAGAUGGCGGAGCAUAAGCUGAGAGAGGCCACCGCAAAAGACGAGUCAAGAGAGAUUUCGCAGCAGAAGGCUCAAGAUUUCAAAGAACGAGAAGACACCUUGAUUAUAUCAUCUCCCCCAGCUAGAGAGUAUCCCAGCGGUAUUCUAUCCAUACAGAUCCACCAGAUCACAGGACUUGAACUCGAGCAGCUGAACAAGAACCGUUCGGACACAAAGACCGUCUCGGAUUCCGGCGCAGAGGAGGAAGAUUCUGAUGAUCUGCCUACGUCCUACUGCAACAUCAUCCUCAACCAUCAAAAGAUCUUUAAGACUCGGACGAAGCCGAAGAAUUCCAAACCCUUUUUCAAUGCCGGUUGUGAACGCUUUAUUCGAGACUGGCGUUCUACCGAAGUCAUGAUCAGCGUUCGUGACUCUCGUGUUCACGAGAAUGACCCUCUGCUCGGCAUGGUCUAUCUUCCUCUGUGCCACCUCUUCGAGAAAAGAUCGCAGAUUGUCGACACUUAUCCACUCGUCGGCGGCAUUGGCUAUGGCCGAGUUCGUAUCAGCAUGGUGUUCCGCUCCAUCGAGCUACAAGCACCCUGUGAACUCCUCGGCUGGGAUUACGGGACGCUCGAAAUCAGCCGCGUGGAAGCCGGCAGAAGCCUCUCAGAAGACCUCAGAAAUCUUAAGACCAAAUUCCGGAGCUCCGUCGCGAGCAGCAAAAUGGCACCAGACAGUGAAAGUAAGGGUAGCUGGAUACCCAAGCACCACAAAGACUCGAUUUUUAUCGCCGUCAAGAAACGUUAUAGCACGCCCCUGAUUGUGGAGUUCUACAGGUCCGCCAUCCUCGGUGACAGCAUGCCCGCCUUUGCCGUCUUGUGGCUCAAGGACAUCCCUGACGAGGAAGAAAAGACCAUAACCAUGCAAGUAUGGAAAGGCAGCAAAGACGGAAUCAAACGCGCGCGGUCCUGCGUAGGCUACAACGGCAUAGACGAGAACGAGCGACCCCUAGGCGAGCUGAAAGUGACAAUGAAAUUCUGGCGCGGUCUGAGCGGCUACCACAAGGGUCUAGCCAGACGAGGCCAGGAGUCAGAUCUGAAAGACGUGAUGGAAGUCCUUGACACCGCGAACGAUAACAAAGAAGGAAAAGGCGAUGAGGACGAUCUCCCCGACGGCGACGCAAAUGCGUCAGACACAUCGUCCUCAUCUUCCGAAUCCGAAGCCGACUCGGAUCCCGAAAAUGGUGUCAAGAAAGCUACCUCGACGGUCAAACACAAAGCCAUGGACAUUCUGGGCGGGCACAAUGACCCCGAGGACGGCAGAAGGGGGCCCAGUGCUCAGUUGCAGGAUUACAAACAGCAUUCGAAAAGCCUGCAUCGCAGGCAUAGGGGCUUGAUGCAGUGGAAGGGAGUCCGGACCGUGGAUUGGAUGAUGGGGAAGGCGAGUCGGGGGAAAGAGGGCGUCAAGGGGGUGUUUCGACACGGGCAUGGGAAGGGAGAGGCGGGCGUGGAGACGGAGGUGUGA